Molecule: messenger RNA, 695 nt
Organism: Cyanistes caeruleus (blue tit)
Lineage: Eukaryota; Metazoa; Chordata; Aves; Passeriformes; Paridae
Gene: LXN
Product: latexin
Molecular function (GO): metalloendopeptidase inhibitor activity
Source: RefSeq, a predicted model, not a curated record
CUGCGGGAGCUGCGCCGCGCCCGGCGCCAGGACAUUGAUGAUGUUGGGCACAAGUAUUACCUGGAACUGGAGCUGGAAGAUGUCCUGGACAACGACAGGACUGUGAGCUGCACUGCUGAGGUUCUGUAUCACCUGGGCAGCAAAACCUCUGCUCCAGAUGUGCAGGUCACAGUGCAAGGAGAGCUCAGGAGCACAGAGGAAGCAGAUAAGGAAUUCUACAAUCGCAUCAGGAGCCUGGAAAAGGAGCUUGUGGCCGAGAACAUCCCAGACAGCCACGGGAACGUUCCCCCAGAGCUGGAGCCCAUCCACCUGCUGGCCUGGGUGGCCUCUGGCUACGUGAUCUGGCAGAAUUCCACUGAGAACACCAAGCUCCACCUUGCCCAAGUUAAACACGUGAAGCAAGUGAAAAGAAGUGAUGAAGAUCUUCAGUUUGACUAUGUGGUUCUACUCCACGAAAUGGUGUCCCAGGAGGUGCUGCCCUGGGAGGUGAGCGUGCUGUGGCACCCCCAGCGCGGGGCCCGCGUGUCGCGCUGCCACGGCCCCGGAGCAGCCCGGGAGGAGCACACAGGCCACGGCAGCACGGAUCACCCACGGUGCCAGACAUGAAAUCACCCCUUCCUGAUCCCAGAAUUCCAAAGGAACCCCCUCUGAGUGGAUCAACGUGACAAUUCCCAGCAGGAAUACUCACGGCACAG